Stegastes partitus (bicolor damselfish) is the source of this 6430-nucleotide messenger RNA. It is a transcript of the gene prdm2a, whose product is annotated as PR domain containing 2, with ZNF domain a. Gene Ontology annotation, biological process: regulation of gene expression. The record is from RefSeq and is a predicted model, not a curated record. Gene Ontology annotation, cellular component: nucleus. Bases 209 to 4405 code for a protein of 1398 amino acids. Lineage: Eukaryota; Metazoa; Chordata; Actinopteri; Pomacentridae. The transcript has 4 exons.
AAGGAAGAAAAAACAGCUGUCCACAAGCUGCACAAGAGGAAUAUUUCAAACCGUUGUGCCGCAGUUUGGCUCUAAACUCAAAAAGAAAAGUCUGUGUGUUCCACUGCCAAACAUCUACUCUGCACAGACCAAUAAAAUGGUGUGACAACUGCCAAAGCCCCGUGUGACAGACAGCCUUCAGGGAGCCAGCUAUACCACCCCACAGAAGAUGGAAGAGUCUCCUCACUUGUACAUCUCAGAGCUUGAAGACAAUGAGGAUAUAGAGGAAGAGGAGGAUGAUGAGGAUGAUGAUGAUGAUGAUGAUGAAGACAUUUAUGAAGAAGAACUCGACUUGACUAAGUCUCGCUACCCAGAGCCUCAUAAGCUUCCCAAACAGGAUACUGAGAGAAAUCCCUUUCUCUGCCAGCACUGUGAGAGAUGUUUUACAAGCAAACAAGGCUUGGAACGACACAUGCACAUUCAUACUGGGGCGAACGAUGAGGGACACAAAAGCGAUAUGAGCAACAUGUCUUUUGGUUCAAAUUUAAGUCAGCUGCAGCAUGAAAAGACAAAGCCUCUGGAUUCAGGGAGCUCAGUCAUGCAGCUUCAUGCUUCAUCCCCUACUAGCCCGAAUACGUCUGCUUUGUCUGCUGGAGAUCACGCUGCCCAGUCACACAAGCCAGGAGUACAAGAUGGGCACCAUGCUUGCAAGUACUGUGAAAAGGUAUUCACAACACAUACCAACAAGAGACGCCAUGAGCGCAGGAUCCAUGAGAACCACCAGCAAGUCACACAUGUGGAAAAAACGCAGCUGCCACAAGAGGAGAAUCCUCAGAGAAUAGUCAGUGAAUCCUCUCAACAGCAAACACAGCUUGGUGAGAGUGCAGCACUUGCAGCUGUUCUGGAGAAUGAAGGUGAACACACAGAACAAUACAUGCUAGAUGUCUCUAGCAAUAUUUCUGAGAAUCUUAGCUUUUACAUUGAUGGAAAGAUAGUGUCAACAAGUACUGUCAGUAACUGUGAAGCAGCUGAGGGUAAUUCUGGGUCUUCAACUUUAGUUGGACUGGAUGCCCUGAUUCUAGACCCCACCCAAAUCAGCCAGGUUUUAAAUACAGAUUCAGUUGCAGGCAAGGAAAUACCUGGUCAACCACUUGCCAAGAGGAGAACUGCAACACCACCUCUCCUACCACAAAUUAAAACUGAACUGGAGUCUGAGGUGGUCGUGUCUUCAUCCUCGUCAUCACUUGUAUCUUCUCUAAUAGAGAAUCUGCUUCCUCAAAAUACAGAGUCUACAGUUGUGCAGAAAGAAAGAACUGUGUUUUUGUCGCCAAAGCUGAAGCAGCUUCUGGAGAAGCAGGACGGCCUUAAACCUACACUUGCCCUCAUCACAGAUAGCCAGAAGCCAUGCUCACCUGUGUCUCUUUCUGUCCUACCCUCUGGAACAGGGAGGUUUAAAAGAAGAACCGGCUCUCCCACAAGCUCGACACAGCAAAAUGAAGAAACAUCAACACCAGAUACAGGAGAUUUUGAUGAUGUAACUAUGGGACAAACAGAGACCCAGCAAAGCUCACCUGUGCACCAGACACUCAACGAAAACAGUGACACGACCCCAUCUGUCGCGGAGCCGACAGUGAAGCCUGUUUUGACGGACAGCUGGCCCCCUGUGACUGGUGGUAAUUCCUGUAACCAGCAACCUCUGGAUCUUUCUAAUGCAAUCAAAAGAAAUGAAGAUGUGGCUUUGGCUGAUGCUGUGCUGGAUUUGAGUUUGCAAAAAAAGAGCUUAGGUGAAUCUGAACCAACAUUAAGUUUUAUUUCGCAGACCGUUUUGAAAGAAGGAGAAUCAAGUACAUGCCUGGUGGAGAAAGCCUUAAUGAAACUUGGAGAACAAAGCAUGAGCCUGGGGAAUCCUGAGGCUCCUCUAGUCACAGACUUUACCAUAGUUACAGGUUCAGACAUCGUGACUCCAGUGGAUCCCGUUACAGACGGGCUUGUUUAUGGACUUACCCUACCCACCACUUCUCUGACUCCAUCACCUGCCUCUCUUACCCCUGUUGCUCUGCAGCCAGCUUCACCGUGUACGAUAGCGUUUGCUUCCCCAACCUCACACACUGUGCUCCCUACUGCUCCUUCAUUAAUCACACUUUUGGCACCACCACCACAAAUUUCCAACCCCUCAAACCAACCAAUCCAGGUAUUAGCCCCAAAUAUAUCUCCUGAGCCCUUGGUAAUCUGCACAGAAAAUGCAUUAAGUUCUUCAGAGUGUGAUUUAACAACUGCAUUUGCCACUACAAAUUCUGCAAACCUCGUCACUCUCUCCCAACCCCUUGACCCGACUCUAAAUCUCCCUGGCCACGUGUUUCUCACUGAUCAAAUUGCUCUCAAUCCACCUAUAGUUGAGUCCACUCCUGUGUCAGAAGUGCCGUUCACACCCACUGUGACUUUAAAUGAUUCCCUACUCAACUCGUACAACAUUGCCAGCAACACAGUGUUAAUAGAGUGUACAAUAGCUCUUGAAGCCCCGGGGAGUGUAGUCCCUGCUGCAAUUACCUUACAAGAAAAUACUGCUGAGUCUCCAGCUCCGACACAGAUGGUUGUUAAUCACAUAGAACAGCAACAGAUUGUAUCGGUGCCCAACCCUCAAACCGCAGACCCCACUAUUCUUGUGUCCUCCAUCGCAGAAUCAGUCACUCUGUCCACUGCAGUGAUACCUGAUUGCCCCUCUGUAGCUGAGUCCAUUCCUGACCCAGAGCCUGUUGUCAGUCCAGAGCCACCAACCGCAAAAGAUGAGGACGCUGCUAACAGUUCUGUUUCCAUCCCUGAAAUCUCCACUGAAACCUCUCCCCCUUCUGAGAAAGCUGAAGAGGAGGAGCCCUUAAAUAACACACCGGCUGAUGUACAACAGCAGACGUUCACCAAGAAUUUCAUCUGCAAUGUGUGUGAUAAGCUGUUCCAUUCAAUGAAGGAACUGGGCCACCACGUAGGUGAUCAUGCUGAUGAAUGGCCCUACAAAUGUGAGUUCUGCGUGCUGCUCUUCGGCAAACCCUCUGCUUUGCUCGAUCAUCGAUCGAGCCUCCACGGUGUCGGAAAGACUUAUGUUUGCAGCGCAUGUACUAAAGAAUUUGUCUACCUUUGCAAUCUGAAACAACAUCAGGAAGAGCUACAUCCCGGUCAGCAGUGCACAUACACAGAAGAAGAAAAGGGAAAACUAAGACCUCAGAACUACAACAACACAACUAAAGUCGACACGGCGCCCUCGGUUCCCGAAGCUCCGGAGGAACCCAAAAAAGUGGUUAAAAAGGAAGAAGGUGAAGUAGAUGUGACUGCUGAAGAACUGUUUACAACAAUUAAAAUUAUGGCUUCAGAUGGCGGUAAGGUCAAAGGACCUGAUGUUCGCCUCGGCAUUAACCAACAUUAUCCCAGCUUCAAGCCCCCUCCUUUUCCUUACCAUAACAGAUCACCUGCUGGUUCAGUGGCUUCAGCCACAAACUUCACCACCCACAACAUCCCACAGACAUUUAGCACAGCUAUCCGGUGCACCAAGUGUGGGAAAAGCUUUGAUAACAUGCCAGAGCUUCACAAGCAUAUCCUGGCUUGUGCAAACGCCAGUGAUAAAAGGCGAUACACACCCAGAAAGAAUCCUAUCCCACUGCGCCACUUUGCAAAAUCUCAAAAUGGAGUGCUGUCGACUACAAAUUCUACUAACGGACUGAACGCUUCGAACAGAGUCAGUCAUUCAAACAGGUCCAAACAUACUCAAGAACCACCAGUAAAGUUCAAAGUGCUGAACAAAAGGAAGAAGAAGUUGGUCCAAAGGGUGAUGCCACAGAGGAACAAGUCACUUUCCUCAUCACAUAAAGUGUCAUCUGCACAGGUGGGUGAGCGACAGGAAAUAUUCGUCUGCCCGCACUGCAGCAGGGAGUUCACAAUGCGUCGCAGUCGAACCAAGCACAUGGCUGUCUGCCCCAAGAAACCUAAAGAGAUAAAGAAAAGGAAGGAAGGAGGAAUCUCCCUGACAAAGGAAAACGACGGACGCUUGCACAGAGGGGUUUCUCAUGUUGAAGAGAAACAGCAGUCCUCACCUCCGCAUAAAACAAGACUGCAAACAUCUGGUUCUGCAAAGCGGCCUGCCAUCCUACCAGUACAGACCGUCUUUUCCAACAAAAGAAGCAAAAUAAUCAUAAAAGAGAGCACACAGCCAAAGCACGAGACGCCCACUCUGAACGAACUUCCCAUUGUUCGCACUUUCAACCCGACUAUGCGGCAAUAUAGCCGAGUGCAGCAUAGCGUCAAAGGAGUCCCAAUAAAAAUCACUAUAGUGAAACCUCAACAGACUGCACCACAGAAAGAUGAGUUGCUUCCCAGCCAGAGCCGAGACGAAGCAACCGGAACCGUUACCAGCAGCUCUGAGCAGAGCGCUUCAGCUUGAUGUCGACUCAGAAGCCCAUCUGGGAUCAGCAGGGCUGCUGUACUGAACUCCUUCAGUGAUUCUAAAGGGAGAAAACUGGUAAUCACACUGUAAACCCAGCGGACUUGUAGGCUGUAUUAUACUGUAGAAUAAAUGGCUGAAUUCAGGACAGAUGCAACAGACAAACCGAGGAUACCACACUGAGUGUUUGAAUGCUUUUGUAGCAGCUUUGGAGUUUUGUAGAUUUCCUCCUUCGUUUCCGUAAACUUUGUGUCGACGGCUUGGAUUUGCACUUGAAGUUAAUCUGACUGCUACAUGUCACAAAUUGGAAAGGAAAUUGGAGGAACUGAGCUGGAAGGCUGCUCUCAUUUCCUACUUGGUGGGUUUUUCAGAGAGGAUGGCAGGUGGCAAUCAUUUUCAGCAUGCAUUUGCACUUUUUCUUAUCUGUCGUGUGUGGCCUUUUGGUUUAAACUCUUAGUGCAUGCCGUCUGUGUGCUUGUACUACAGCUACAUUAAUUUAGGAUGGAUUAAGUCGAUGCAGUUAGGCCUUAAACACUGAAUCUGAUGUCGAUCCUUUGAUCUGGGAGACAGUAACCAAUACAAGUAUAUGAAGGACAUGUCAAAUGUAGGGAAAUGGUAAAUGUGGAUGAUUGUUUCUGAACUCAAGAUGACAAAAUCACACCUUUAUAGUGCAGUGCAACAUUGGCCACAAGCUUUCUGUCAAAAUUCUUAUGAAGGAUCAGCAAUUCCGAUGAGGAAAGUCUGUUUAUAAUCAUUGGUGUGAAUGUAACAUUUAAUGCUACAGCCUUUUCAGGCCAAAAUCCUGUAUUACGUGGUUGGCCCAGCUGCUACUGUAUGUAUUUGUAUUUGAGGAUAAUGAUUUAUACGUGCCAUCUAAUGUAUAAGUUCUGACUUAAUGUGGCAUAAAAGUGUUUCCCACACAAAGAAUUUAUUUUGGUGGUUCAGUCAGAAAGAGUCACCCUCACUUCAACAAAUUGAAGCUGCACAUUCGACUUGUGAAAACAUACCUUUAAAAGAUUAAUGUGAACUUACAUGUCGUAAAGGAGAAUGUAGUGUGCAGCCAAAUUACAUGAUUAAUUCGGGGGGCUUACAGGCCACCUUGAUAAAUUCUUGACUUUUGGGAAGCUGUGCAGUUUGAUUUAUUUGCACUGCAAUCCCAAAAAGAAGUACUAUGAUGAAAAAAAAAAUCUGUACAGCUUGAAUGCACCGAUGCUGCUUUGAAAUAUGUUCACUUCUAAACGGCGUUGACCAAGCUAACUCUAGUGCUUGCCUUUUCUGCAUUUCUUCUGAAAUCCUAAUAUUCCUACAGUAGUCAAAUUUGCUUUUUUUUUUUUUUUUAUUUUAUUUUGCACCUCUUCUGCAGAUGUUUGUCAGCAAUAUUGUUUUGUGGUAUUUUCGUCACCCAGUGACUAGAGGUACAAGUCUGUUAAGUCUUCUUCAUCUGUAACAUACAACCACGUCACCGUUGCUUAUAUUCUACGUAACAGUUGCCAAUGGUUUAAUGUGUGAAGUGUGUAUAUUUAAAUUCCCACAUGUAUGAAUCAAAAACUAGAAAUGUGAUCAGUUAUGGGUUAAUUUUUUUUUCCUGAAAACCUUGUAGUGGCAUAUGAAAAUGGUUUUAUAAGCUACUAGUUUGAAGAUCCAGUGCAAUACAGGGUAGUUAUUUCAUUAUGAUUGAGUUUUAUUAAUUUGGUGAAACUAAAACUUGACAAUAGUCUGUAUUAGAGAGAAAGAGAGAGAGAGAGAGUUAUAGUACUUCUACGUUUUUGCCUUUGCAAACCUUGCUGGUUAUAUCUCUUUCAUACAGACAUACUGCAAAAUGUUGGAUGUACAGGACGGUUGGGGAGACUGUUAUUUAACUGUGAAAAGUGCUUGUAGCAUUUCAAAGUGUAAAUUGAGUCAUGUAUAUUUAUUAAUAAUUUAAAAUCAUGUUAUCAGUCUUUGAACAAUUCCUCUAUGAUUUGCACUAAAGUUUUUUCAAGCGAGUGUUCAAAAUAAAUGGCGAAUGUGAAGGUUGUAUGUGAA